AUGUUAUACCAAAUACAAGUGCUGUUUUGUCUGUUUUGCGUGGCCCAGCUGGGGAGCGCCCAAUGUCCAACGAAUUUCAUAUACUCAAAUGGUCAGUGUGUGCCUCAAAAUGUAACUCAAUGUGCAAAUGGUCAGCUCUAUGGCUGUGGUAGCACCAUUGUGAAUGUUUUCGUCAAUGGAGCACAAACACAAACUCAAACUUUUGUGUGCCAUCCAGGCCAGCAAUGUCAGCCGCAGCCGACUCCUUGCCCCAACCAGCCAGUGUCGCAGUAUCCUAUAGUAAUACCGCAGCCAAAUCCUUGUCCAGCCGAUACAACGCCACCAGGGACUGUAACUACACCGAAUCCUUGCCCAAACCAACCAGUGACUCCUUAUCCUAAUCUGGUGCCGCAAUCAACUCCUGCAACUUUAACUGAAACUACACCGAAUCCUUGUCCAAACCAGCCAGUGACUCCUUAUCCCAAUUUAGUGCCGCAGUCAACUCCUGCAACUAUAACUGAAACUACACCCAAUCCUUGUCCAAACCAACCAGUGACUCCUUAUCCUAAUCUGGUGCCGCAAUCAACUCCUGCAACUUUAACUGAAACUACACCGAAUCCUUGUCCAAACCAGCCAGUGACUCCUUAUCCCAAUUUAGUGCCGCAGUCAACUCCUGCAACUAUAACUGAAACUACACCCAAUCCUUGUCCAAACCAGCCUGUGACUCCUUAUCCCAAUUUAGUGCCCCAGUCAACUCCUGCAACUUUAACUGCAACUACACCGAAUCCUUGUCCAAACCAACCAGUGACUCCUUAUCCUAAUCUAGUGCCCCAGUCAACUCCUGCAACUUCAGUUGAAACUACACCGAAUCCUAAUUUAGUGCCGCAGUCAACCCCUGAAACUGCAACUGACACUCAAACUAGUCAACCAGAUGCUGAACUUGUACCGCAAUCAACUCCUCCAGGCGCAACAACAGAGUCCACAGCUAUGUCUCCUACAACAGUCGCCACAACUAAUGAACCACGCCCUGAACCAAUCACUCAGUGUCCCAAAGGCACAAUUCUUGUUGGUGGCAAAUGUCAUCUCGUGUAUUGCGGCGUGUAUGAGCUUUCAGAUGAGCAUUGCGCCAGACUGCAGUGUCCUGCCGGCACCAUUUGGACAGGUCAAAAGUGUGCACGUCCAGCGCCCAUUGAAAUUGAGCCUAUUCAUCUCGAGCGUACAAUCACCGUUGUAAACGAUAAGAAUGAACCAAAUCUGGUGCUAAACAAUGUUCACAACUUGGUUAUUAAUGCAUCCAUUUCAUUAACGCCAGCUGAGUCUGAAUACGAAGAUGAAAGUGAAGAAGCAGCAGCAGAGCCGGCAGCCAAAUGUUGCACUGUGCUUGGACCACGCACCUGUCGCUACGAUGCGCAAAGCUCUCGCUGGCAGUGCUUCAAUCGGAAGCAAAACCAAUGCGGUGACUUUUGCAGCGCUCCCAAAGUUAUGCUAAUACCAGCGACUGUGACUACCUGGAGCUACAACAACGCUCAAAUGCUUGUUAUGCCACCGCCUCCUAACAAUGUAGUCACUGGCAUAAACAAUUCUAGCUACGACUGCAGCGGCUGUGCUGCGGGUGCUCUGAUGUCCUGUUCUCCAUAUUGCUACAAUUCUGCCUGCAGCAGUCCCUAUUGCGCCUAUUAUGCUCAAGCUCAGUUCUGUCAAACCCAAGCAGUCGGCUCUGUGGGCUGCUGUCCAGAGGACGGUUGGCCUGUUAGCUCUUCAGAGCCCAAGGAUUAAAAUUUUGUUUUACAACUAAGUACGGACAAUUUACACAAGUUAUAUUUAUAUUGAAAUGCUGUAAAUAAAACUUGUUUAGAUAAGUUGUUU
Molecule: messenger RNA, 1845 nt
Organism: Drosophila busckii
Lineage: Eukaryota; Metazoa; Arthropoda; Insecta; Diptera; Drosophilidae
Product: leucine-rich repeat extensin-like protein 5
Exons: 3
Coding region: 1-1755 (584 amino acids)
Source: RefSeq, a predicted model, not a curated record